GGUUAUAACACGACUGCUCAUAUAACUCUUCAUUCCACUGCCACUCUUUGGCUAUUCAAGAAAACUUUUUAACAUCCUCGGAUCCUCAUUGCUUAGGAUUGAGCAACACAUUGAAACAGUAAUGGCAAAAUAGAAAUUUUCGGACACCCAAUUUUCAGUAGAGAACAACAAUGGCGUAUUCAUUUUCUUCACUUCGAGUUUUUGGUUCAAUUCACUGCAGAUUCUCAAAUGGGAUUUAUUUUAAACCCUACCAUUCUUGCACUCUCAAAAGUGCUUUUUUGUUGCGUGGAAUACUUUCGUCUCCUUCAUGGUAUUCAGAUAAAAAGGUCUUGCCUUUGGAACUUCAAUCUAGUAAUUUAGUAAGAAAGGUUUGGACUUUCUCUCCUCUCUGUAUGGGCAGGCGUUCCUGCAAAAUUGCUGGCAGAAAGACUACUCAGGAUCUUAAGAAGGCAAAGCUGUACUCAAAAAUCGGGAAGGAAAUUGUUUCUGCGGCUAAGAAAGGUGGUCCCAGUCCAAUAUCUAAUACAGCUCUCGCUGCUCUGAUCGAGAAAGUUAAGGAACUUGAUAUACCCAAAGACAUUGUUGAGCGCAAUAUUAAGAGAGCUUCAGAAAAAGGACAGGAAGCUUUUAUCGAGAAGAUCUAUGAGGUGUAUGGUUAUGGUGGAGUUGGUAUCGUCAUUGAGGUCUUAACAGAUAAAGUAAACAGGUCAGUGGCAGCAGUUCGAGAAGUGGUGAAGGACAGCGGUGGGAAGAUGGCAGAUCCAGGAUCCAUUAUGUUCAAGUUCCGACGUGCUCGGGUUGCUAAUGUAAAAGUCACUGAUGUCGACCGGGACCGGCUCUUAACAAUUGCUUUAGAUGCUGGUGCUGAAGAUAUCAUUGAACCUUCAAUGGGCGAAUAUGAUACAGAAUCAGAUUCAUCUGAUAGUAGGGCUUACAAAGUCGUGUCUUCAGUGGAGAACUAUCCAGUAAUAUUAUCAAAGCUACAAGAAGGAGGAAUAGAAUUUAAACCUGACAACGGCUCUGAGCUGCUUCCUACAACUCCAAUUGAGGUAGAUGAUGAGGCUAUGGAGUUGAACAAAGAACUAAUGUCCAAAUUACUUGAACUUGAUGAUGUUGAUGCUGUGUAUACAGAUCAAAAGUAUUAGGCGAUUAUAUAACUGCAAAGUGGCAACACCUACCAACUGGUUGUUGAGGGUGUUGAAGAAUGAUAGAGACAUUCAGAACAGUAGAAUCUGUAGUCAAGUAAAUCACCCUAGCUAUUUUACUUCAACAAAGAGAGCACCAAUUUUCUCAUCUAAGUAACACAUCGCUGAUUGGCCCAAUUUUAUCAUAGGGUUUGAUCUUUCAACCGAUAAAAGGAAUCUUUAGAUGCAUUUUUUAUACAUCACGACUCAAUAAUAUUGCCUUCCCUUUGUAAUAUGAAUGUGCUUUCACCUUCUUGUAAAGACAAAUUGGCAAUAAAAUACUGUUGGUAUAUCUUUAACAGCAUGAUGAAUAAUCUCACUGUAACUUCUGUAGCUUGAGCUAGUAAAGUGAGAGCUGAGUUGCAGAGAUAUUUGUAUAAGUUUGACUGGAAUUGAAUCUACUUAAGUUCUUGUUUCUUCA
This is a messenger RNA of Capsicum annuum, 1605 nucleotides long. RefSeq names its product probable transcriptional regulatory protein At2g25830. The transcript has 7 exons. Gene Ontology annotation, cellular component: chloroplast. Bases 171 to 1145 code for a protein of 324 amino acids. Lineage: Eukaryota; Viridiplantae; Streptophyta; Magnoliopsida; Solanales; Solanaceae. The record is from RefSeq and is a predicted model, not a curated record.